Messenger RNA from Cydia splendana, 1124 nucleotides. RefSeq lists its product as uncharacterized. The record is from RefSeq and is a predicted model, not a curated record. NCBI's taxonomy places the organism in Eukaryota, Metazoa, Arthropoda, Insecta, Lepidoptera, Tortricidae. The transcript has 8 exons. Bases 1 to 1101 code for a protein of 366 amino acids.
AUGUCGGUGACAAACAAGUAUACGGCCCACCCGAUGGCACGAGCGGAUGUUCGCUCAGUAUUCAGCGAGCUGCGUUCGGAGAAAGACUUGAACUCACUACACCUUAACCACUUAAGGUUGAGGAUUUUAUCAAAACAAUACUGCUCUCAAGAGCGGGCCCGGCUUCAGGAGACGGUUGACAGGUUCACUGAGUGUAGUGCUGCGUAUGAGCAGGCCCUGAAGGACAUCAACUCAUUGGAGAGAGCACUGCACGACGCCCACGAACAAAUCUAUGAGCUACAGGAGGCCCAACACAAUGCAGCAGCGGCACACUCUCAGAGCUUGUUCCAAGAACUGGUCCGGCCCGACUCUCAGUUGGUUACCGCACCAAUUGAAAACCUUGUGGCCACUACAGAUUUAGCCUAUGAUACUACCACACCAAGUUAUUUAGUUCUGUUUAACUUGGACAGAGGAUUUUCGAAAGUAAACAACAGACAAAAGAGAUAUUUGCUGUUUACCUCGUCGACACAAUAUGGAAUAUUCGCGACGGUGUCCGUCCCGCUGCAUCCAGAUACGACGACGAGCGUGGCGUGGUUCUACGAAGCGAAUUAUUAUAACGUUGCCAACGCCACAUACUUUGAACCACUGCUUGGUGAUGUUGCGUGGGGCAGAAGUGAAGAUAAACGCAGUGCCGAUGGCUCGAAUGAGUUGUUGACUAGAAGAUUACUGUACACUUCCAUCGAAGCAAUGUUGGAAAAGAACAGGUUUCCAGGUCGUGCAUGCCUGUUAAGGGCUAUCUGCGAGGCGGCCACUUCUCAGUUGACGCAUAAUGGCGUUUUAGGAGACCUCCUGCAUCUUGCACUCACUUUCCUCAACAUAUUUAAAAUUAAAUUAAAUACAUACGACUAUUUGGCCGUUUUAAACAUUAAUAUAGCACUAAAUAUUUAUCACAGUUUUACAACUUUCAGGCCUUCAACGUCUUUGGAAGAGACAGAUGUAGAGGACUGUUUUUACGAGGCGGAGUACCGCGGGAUCCUGCAUGACUGCGCCAAGUAUCUACGUUACUGCCCGAUCAGCCCACUUGACUACAUAUCAGUCAAAACAGAACAACUCUUCAAUUAAUAUCAACUUGCAGUCUUAUUAAA